CUCAAAAGGUAUUCCGCAUGUAAUAACACAGAGUGAACGUUAAAUGUCGGUGAAUAUCGAUAUGGAGAAUUUUUCAUUCAAGAACAAUUUACGUCGGCGCACGUUAUACACAUUGAAGUCUGCAGUUAAUGCACUUCGGCAAAUUGCUAAUUCGGAGCUGGAGGAGUUGGGUGAACAGCUGCCACGAUACCGGCCGGACUCCAUCGCAGCAUUACGCAAACUGACGCGCUUUAGCGAGCCGGAGCUCAAGAGACUCUACCGCGGUUUCAAAGCAGAGUGUCCCACAGGCGUUGUGCGAGAGGAAACAUUCAAACUUAUUUAUUCACAGUUUUUCCCGCAAGGAGCAAACACGGGUCCGUAUGCUCACUACGUGUUUAACACCUUAGACCAAGAUCGAAGUGGCUUGUUAAGCUUUGAGGAAUUCGUAACAGGAUUAUCAGUAUUGUCAAGAGGUUCUAUGGAAGAAAAACUACGCUGGACUUUUUCUCUGUAUGACAUAAACGGAGACGGGUACAUUACUAAGGAAGAGAUGACCGAAAUUGUAUCAGCUAUCUACGAACUAAUGGGGAAAAUUGUAGAGCCUAUAAUUGACGAUGAUGCGAUACGAGAAAGAGUCGAAAGAAUCUUUCAAAAAAUGGAUAUGAAUCGUGAUGGUGUGCUAACAUUGGAUGAGUUCUUGGACUGCUGCCUGCGGGACGAAGACAUCACUCGUUCCAUGGGUGUUUUCGACAGCAACUUCUGACCUGCAGUUCCGCGGUCACGCCAGUUCCAUACCUACCAUUAACACUUCCCACUUAUCAGAUUAGACAUUCAUUAAAACCAUACAGUGGCGGUCUAUUCCUAGGCAACACAAAAUCAUAUUUCUUAAUAAAGUUUUUCUUUCAAAAUUAGAUACACUAAGUAUUAAAUUAACAAAUAAAUUGGUAAAUUUAAAUAAUCUGUCGAGUUAAUACAUAAUGUUGGUCUAAAAUAAUAAUAAAAUUAUAAGGAACAAUAUUUUUCUAAAUCAAUUGUAUUUGUCGGUGUCCGACAUCGGUGUUGUAUUUAGAUAUUAUUAUUGUAUGAUCUGAAAGUGUUUCAUUUACAGAUAUCAUUUUAAUAUGUUUUAAGAAUUAAAAAAAAAAUAUAGAGUCAAUAUUAAAGAGAAAUUUUUGAAAUAUUGAAAUAAAAAGACGCACGUAGGCACAUCCUGAUAAAUUUGUAUGUAGCUGUACAAAAUCUGCAAUAUUAUUUGCAGAUAUUGCAGCAACAUGUUUGCUUUUUAGUUAUAUCGCUAGAUUUACAGAAAUAACAAGAAUCAACCAAGAACGCUUCUGCUAGACGUGCUGUAUGCUGUGUACAUUACAUAGUACUUACAUUAGGUACUAUUGUUAAUUGUAGUUUUUGCUUCAAUUUGUAACACCUUCACAAUAGUCUAUCACAAGAACAUAGAACAUUGUAACAAUAAACAAUUAUCGGAUGUAAUACUUCCCACAACAGAGCCCCGCUUCAGUAUUCAUAAUAAGCUGAUUUAUAUUGUUAUUCCGGCCAUUUUAAAUAGAUAUAUAGGUAGCAUAAGUUCUUGUAAAACGAUAAGACUAUCUUUCCUUCAAUAAUUAAUCUAACACAUAAACCUAACCUAACCCUAACCUAACCUUAUUUGUGCUCCGUAAAAACUUGAUAUUUCAUUAUUGUUAUAUUUUUCAUAGAGGUAGCACAUAAAUGGGUUGAUGAUUGAUGACUAGAUAGUUCGUUCGCACUUUAUUGCCAUAAAACAAAAUAAUAUAAUGAGUCCCCGAAUUAACUGUUUCAUAACUAAACUACCAUUUCGAUAUACAUAGAUACUAGACAGACAUCUUAGGUCAGUCUUCCAGAAGGCAUCUCAACUGUCAAUACGUAAGCCGUGAUAAAGUGUUCAACUGUAGGGAUUUUGGUCUUUUUUAGACACAUUUAUGAGGACAGUGAGAGAACACACUCUAAAUCACAGAUUACUUGGAAGUUGAAUAUCAUAUGGAGUAAUUACCUUAGAUUUUAUAAAUCCAUAAUGAUUUAAUUUGAACGCUGUCGUAUUUUAAUAAUAACUGAUUAAAACUUAUACGUCUCACCAUGACUGGCUUUUCUUAAUUUUUUUUUUGCAAUACUGCUAGGCAUUAUUUAAUUAA
Messenger RNA from Leptidea sinapis, 2141 nucleotides. Its product is annotated as Kv channel-interacting protein 4. The record is from RefSeq and is a predicted model, not a curated record. Gene Ontology annotation, molecular function: calcium ion binding. The transcript is spliced from 5 exons. NCBI's taxonomy places the organism in Eukaryota, Metazoa, Arthropoda, Insecta, Lepidoptera, Pieridae. The coding region runs from base 44 to 742 and encodes 232 amino acids.